Durio zibethinus is the source of this 1561-nucleotide messenger RNA. Lineage: Eukaryota; Viridiplantae; Streptophyta; Magnoliopsida; Malvales; Malvaceae. The record is from RefSeq and is a predicted model, not a curated record.
UUAAGAAUUUCAUCAAUAAUCAUAAAAACCCAUUAACAAAUAAAUAGCCAUCUUUGUUCAACCUCUUUUCAGCAAAAAUAUCCAAAUAACUUAGUAUUAUAUUUCCGAAAAACAAAAUUCCCAUCACUUAAUACAAAAACCUCAAAGCUGCUGCAAAUAAACACCCCGAAGUUUUCUAAUAUUGUUCCAAGCAAAGAAAAUCUUCUUUUGGCUGCCCUUUCCAGUUCCAUUUUAGCUCCUCAAAUGGAAAUUGUGUCUAAUAUCAAUAAAUAAUCAGCAGGGUCGUCCCUGUCUUUAUUAAGCACUGGUCUAUCUUAGACUGUCUUAUGGUCACUCAGAAAGUUCUUUUAUCAUCACCUAAACCCUAGUUAAGAUUGAAAGUAGUUGAAAGAAGAGAAACAUCCCAUCAGCACCACACCAUCACGGAAAAGACCAACGCAUCUUUUUUAUAUCUCAAUUUAAUUGACAAAAUUCAAAAAGAGUUAUUGUUGUAGACUACCUGAACCUAUUAAAGACUGUGCUCGAUCCAUGGAUUCAAUUCGAGAAAUGGAUAGCUCCAACACCGAAAACGCCAGCCUCAACGUUAGCAAUAACGAUGCAACUUCGCUUGCAUCCUCGUCUUCUUCAACCUCAAGCCGCUACGAGAACCAAAAGCGCCGUGACUGGAACACCUUUGGGCAGUACCUGAAGAAUCAUAGGCCCCCACUUUCCCUCUCCAGGUGCAGUGGAGCUCACGUCCUCGAAUUCCUUCGCUACCUCGACCAAUUUGGCAAAACCAAAGUCCACACUCCAAUCUGCCCCUUCUAUGGCCACCCAAACCCACCAGCUCCUUGCCCAUGCCCACUCCGUCAAGCCUGGGGUAGCCUCGAUGCUCUCAUCGGCCGCCUCCGAGCUGCCUUCGAAGAAAAUGGAGGAAAACCUGAGGCAAACCCCUUUGGGGCGCGAGCUGUGAGGCUUUAUCUUCGUGAGGUUCGUGAUUUGCAGUCAAAAGCAAGAGGGAUUAGCUACGAGAAGAAGAAGCGUAAGCGACCACCAGCUCAACAAAUCCUAACUCUGCCACUGCCACCACCACCAGGUGCAAGUUAAAAUAUACAUCAGCAAAGCCCCUUAUGCAAGCAGUUUACUCUGUGUAUGAGUAAAUGUUUCUCCCUGGUUGCUACUUGCUUGAUCUAUGUUGGGUAGUCUUCUUUACUUUUGCCUUCAGUUAUAUUAUGGUAUUAUUUUCAGACAUCAGUAUAUUUUUAGGGUACGUACGUACGUACGUAGUUUUACUUUUCUAUGCUUUCUGUUUGCUGUUAGAGUGGUAAAAUCUGGUAAUGCUUUAGAGAUUUUUGGGGAUUCAUUGAAUCUACUUUUGAUGCAAACAGUCUUAGUGUCCUCAGUAAUGGACUAGUAGUUGUUGUAGUAGUACUAAAAAAAGUCAUUCUAGGAGUGAUUGUGCUAGCAGUUGUUGCCUAAGUGGAACUGAGAGCAUCUAAUUGCUCAUGGUUUUUAUGUACUUUUAGUAUUCAUAUGUAUGCCAAACCAUAUAUAUUUGCAGUUCAUCUGUCUUCUUCUCUCU